Engraulis encrasicolus (European anchovy) is the source of this 1635-nucleotide messenger RNA. Its product is annotated as arrestin domain-containing protein 4-like. The transcript is spliced from 9 exons. The record is from RefSeq and is a predicted model, not a curated record. NCBI's taxonomy places the organism in Eukaryota, Metazoa, Chordata, Actinopteri, Clupeiformes, Engraulidae. Gene Ontology annotation, cellular component: plasma membrane; cytoplasm. Gene Ontology annotation, molecular function: ubiquitin-like ligase-substrate adaptor activity. Gene Ontology annotation, biological process: protein transport. Bases 140 to 1423 code for a protein of 427 amino acids.
UGGGAGGGAGUGAAGGCAUGCGUUUCUAGAAUGUGGGAAAUGUGCGUUGUAACCUCUCCUAAUUUAUUACCGUUGUCUAUGGUCGGUCACGGAGUUCGGAAGUCAAGUUAGCAUCUAUUGAUUGUAUCGUGUUCGUUUUAUGAUUCAUCAGGGAGACCACUGGGUUAAGUUCAACAUGCAUCACGACAGAGUGAAAUCUUUGGACAUUAUAUUGAGUAACGAGGAGAAGAGUGGAUACUGUCCUGGAGAAACCGUGUCUGGACACGUUGUGGUGGAGGUUUCUUCAGUGACAAACAUCACAUGUCUUCGGUUAGAAGUCCGUGGGCUUGCCCAGGUCUGCUGGAAUGAGGGACCGCAGCGAGAAUGGCUCAGGUCAUCUACCAGGCCAUCUUUGGCCCAGCAGGUCAAGGCAGAAAUGGACUGCCUCUCCAUCUCCCAGGCCAUAUGUGAACCAACAGAUUCAACAGGUGUCAUCAGUCUCAACGCAGGACGCCAUGAGUUUCCCUUUCAAUUUGAACUGCCUUCAAGACCCCUGGUGUCCUCUUUCUGUGGGCGGUAUGGCCGAGUACGGUAUUGGAUAACUGCCCUGCUGCAUAGCAUUCACCAUCCCCAGCACAGCGUCAGCAAAGAUUUCCUCGUCAUCGACCACGUAGAUGUGAACUCUCCUCUACUGCUGUGUCCGCUUUCUAAAAACGGGGAGAAGAUGAUCGGUGCCUGGAUCUUCACGUCUGGGCCGAUCUCUCUGAAAGUCAACAUCGAGCGGAAGGGCUACUGCAAUGGUGAGUCCAUCCCUAUCUAUGCGGAGAUUGAAAACUGCUCGUCUCGACUGAUUGUGCCGAAGGCGGUGAUCUACCAGACGCAGAGUUUCCUGGUAGGGGGCCGGACCAGGUGUUGCCGGCAGGUGGUGGCUAGCGUCCGGGGCAACCACAUCCCAUCCGGAUGCUCCGAUUCCUGGAACGGGAAAAACCUGAAGGUCCCGCCCGUCACCCCCUCCAUCCUCAACUCCCCCAUCAUCCGAGUCGAGUACUCGCUAGCGGUGAUAACACAGAUCCCUGGUGCCCGUAAGCUGGAGGUGGAGUUGCCCAUUGUGGUCGGCAGUGUUCCCUACGACGACUUCAGCAGAAGCUCUAGCAUCAGUAGCCAGCACAGUGCAGACCUGAGCUGGCUCACGCUCACACUACCAGAGCUGCCCGAAGCUCCACCCAACUAUGCCGACAUUGUGACUGAGGCCGAGUUUGAACAGCACGUCCCCUCUUCCCCCUCCUCCUCCUGUCCCUCCCACCAGCACCAGUGUGAGGAGCUGGAGAGGCAGUUGGGGAGGCCCCUCUUCGCCUACAUGCAGGAGUUCAGGUUUCAGCCCCCUCCGCUCUACUCCGAGUUGGAUCCCAAUCCACUAGCCGCCAAUGGAUGUUCAAGCACCUGAGUACACGUGCCUUCCACUGACAAGCAGGGGCGCCAGACUGGCCUACAGGCAAGAUGGAGUCUAGUUUGGUUUAGUGGCCAUCACUGUUUUGUAGUCUUAAUAAUGAGAAAUCUGAACACAGGGAUCAUUGAAGGCACUUUAUGCACAUUUAAAACACUAUCUGUGGUUUACGCAAAGUGAUUCACAAUGGAUGCCUUAAGAACAGAAAAACU